AUGAUGAUGAGACGAGGUGUCUUGCGGAUUGCUCCCUCCGGUGCCCUCACGACCAACAAGGCCUUCGUCGCGGCACCGGCGGCCUCGCGGGUGCUUUCUGCGGCGCGCUUCUUGAGCACCGCGCCGCCGGGGGUGUACCUGCUGGUUCAACGUGGCCCCUUGGACAUUGAGGAACCGCGGAUGGCGGGGCGGGGCGGGGGGUGCGAUAGCAGCAGCAGCAGCAGCAGCAGCAGCAGCGGUACGGGGUCGCGGGAGGAGCGUAUCCGGGACCUUCUCACGAAAGAGCUGCAGCCCUCGCAGCUGCGCGUGAUCGACCACUCCGGGGGCUGCGCGGGCGGCACGAUCGAGCUGUUCGUGGAGGCGCAGGCCUUCGCCGGCAAGUCGCUGGUGGCGCAGCACAAGUGGGUCAAGACGCUCCUCAAGGACGAGAUUCGCGACGUGCACGCCAUCACCCUCCAGACCGCCCUCCCACCCCAAUAA
Acanthamoeba castellanii str. Neff is the source of this 480-nucleotide messenger RNA. RefSeq lists its product as uncharacterized. The transcript has 3 exons. NCBI's taxonomy places the organism in Eukaryota, Discosea, Longamoebia, Acanthamoebidae. The coding region runs from base 1 to 480 and encodes 159 amino acids. The record is from RefSeq and is a predicted model, not a curated record.